CGCAGUGCUGUGGGGGCGGGGGAACAGUGUGACCCUGAGAGUCCGGAUCUUGCCGCGAUGCUGAGCAGGUUCCUUGGGCCGCGCUACAGGGAACUGGCCAAGAACUGGAUCCCCACGGCCAGCAUGUGGGGUGCCGUAGGCACUGUGGGGCUGGUGUGGGCUACAGACUGGCGGCUGAUCUUGGACUGGGUGCCCUACAUCAAUGGCAAAUUUAAGCAGGAUGAUUAAGCAGCCACCCUCCUCGGGCCUCUCGGUGACACGCCACACAGCAGCCUUUGGAACAGCCUGGAGCCACCUAGCCGUGUGGAGGACCCAGAGGAAGCCUGCAGGGCCCUGCCGGGGGUCCUGUUCCUUCAUGGACACUUGGGAUGUCUUGAUGCAUGUAGCAUUAAAGCAAGGUCUCAUACCUGCCCCAUCACU
Nannospalax galili (Upper Galilee mountains blind mole rat) is the source of this 420-nucleotide messenger RNA. RefSeq names its product cytochrome b-c1 complex subunit 10. Gene Ontology annotation, cellular component: mitochondrial inner membrane. The transcript is spliced from 3 exons. Bases 58 to 228 code for a protein of 56 amino acids. NCBI's taxonomy places the organism in Eukaryota, Metazoa, Chordata, Mammalia, Rodentia, Spalacidae. Gene Ontology annotation, biological process: mitochondrial electron transport, ubiquinol to cytochrome c. The record is from RefSeq and is a predicted model, not a curated record.